Cordyceps fumosorosea ARSEF 2679 is the source of this 1893-nucleotide messenger RNA. RefSeq lists its product as hypothetical. The record is from RefSeq and is a predicted model, not a curated record. Gene Ontology annotation, cellular component: Ino80 complex. The transcript has 2 exons. Lineage: Eukaryota; Fungi; Ascomycota; Sordariomycetes; Hypocreales; Cordycipitaceae. The coding region runs from base 1 to 1893 and encodes 630 amino acids.
AUGGCUGCCUCGCCUACCUCGGUCGCCGCCACGUCGGAAAUCGACCACCCGAGCUCUCCCGCCGCACCCGAAGGCAAGUCUUUUGUCUCGCGCGUCGGUAGCGACGAUGAAGAUGUUGGCGAUGACACCCAAAUGACGGAGAAGCCGAGCCGUAAGGCAGGCCGAGGCUCGCAACGUGAUGGUGUCGUGCAACAAAUCGGCAAGAUUCGCCAUCUCAAGAAAGAGGAUGGCGAACCCUUGUGGCGAGCCGACAUUCAAUACGACUUCCUCAAGGCUGUCUUCGACAACGAACUCAAGGUCUUUACCAACUCGUACGAUCCGCACGGUAUUGGCAAGCAGAACUUUGCCGAUCUCUACAUUGACACAAUGGCGCGCAGCAGCAAGACCAGCAAGGUCUUGCGCGACAAGCUAUUAAAUGAUAGAGAGGCGGCGAAAGGCAUGGCCAUGGUCUGCCUACUGGUCAAUGUCGGCAGAAUGAACACGACUCUCAACUUCUUUCCCGAGAUGAGAGCCCAGCUUCGAACAUAUCACGCCAUUCCCUCCCUCCAAGCAAACCAAGACGCUCACGCAUACAAACAGCUACAGGAUGCUCCACGCUUGAAAUCCAUCCUCAAAGGCGGUGCAGAGGACCGGCAGGAGCCAAGCACGCUACUGAAGCUCAAGGAGAUCGCGGAAGUCCCUCGAACGAACCCUGUCAAUCUGAUUUUUAUCAUGUGCGCAGCUGCCAAGAAAGUUGCUGAUUUGCACUUUCCGGAUGGCCAAGAGUUCCACGACGUAAUCAUGAAGACGCAAUUCAGCAGCAACUCGCGAGCUAGAGCCUUCCUCUGGCUGAUGUGGUUCCAUCUCGAAUCUGAUUUCACGGAAGAGGGCUGCGAUGAGAACCCAUUCGGUAGUGGCGUUGACUACGAUGUUGGUGUCGCAAACCAAGGUGUUCCGCGUUUGGAGCUCAUGACGGAGGAAGAGAGAGCUCUUGAGAACGUGGACACGGAGACCGAAAAGGAGUUCGGCGCGGAGAAGCAACGCACCAGAGCCAAAAUUCUGGAAAUGGAUCAGGCAUUCAUGAACGACCGAGACUCAAAGCGUGCUAAGCCGCGGGUAUCACUACACGAGGACGGCCCCGCAAUCCUGCCGCGCAUACGCCCGUCGAAGCACGAGUCAGACAUGGAUAGUACUCGGUCGACGCCGCCUCCCCGCGGCGUUAGAGCCAGCGGCGGUAGAAGAAGCGCUGGACUCAAGUACCAGAUUUUUGAGGGGUCCUCUCCGGCCCGCCAGGGCUCCGAAGGCGUCAUCUCGCGCAAGCCUCGCCCGCCUACAGCACACCAACUAGCUGUGGAACGUAACAGAAGCCAGCGCGUUGAGUACAUACUAGACAAGGGUCUUCGCAAAGAGCAACGCAAGAGCCGCAAGUCGCGACGCCGCGAAGGCGCCAUUUUCAGGGCAUACAAGCGAAUUCGCGCGUCGGAAACACCAGGCGAGGACAGCGAUAGUGACAUUGAGGCACCGCGAAACCUAGGCCCCAACUCCAAGUUCCGUGAAUCUGCUAUUGGAGGCCUCGGCCUGCUUGCUGACGAGGAGGAUGACUAUGGCGAGGAGGUGAACGCGUAUGCAGCAGCAUUCCGCCGCUCCCGUCGAAGACUUGUCCGCUGGCUGGGCAGCGAUAAGGGUGUCGUGGCGCCCAUCAAGAUACACAAGGCCAACGGCGUGGACAAGAAUGGCGACGAGAAUGAUGUCAACGGCCUCGACGAAGCUAACGGCGACGCGGCCCUGGACGAUAUGGAUAUGGACGAUGUUGACGGCGACGAGACUGCGCUCGGCUAUGGUGCGGAGCAGACCAUACUGGCCGACGACGAGGCCGACCGUACGGAAAUCAUGAUCGACUCGGACAUGGAGUAA